This is a messenger RNA of Phragmites australis (common reed), 1113 nucleotides long. RefSeq names its product two-component response regulator ORR29-like. Gene Ontology annotation, biological process: phosphorelay signal transduction system; cytokinin-activated signaling pathway. Gene Ontology annotation, molecular function: DNA binding. The transcript has 7 exons. Lineage: Eukaryota; Viridiplantae; Streptophyta; Magnoliopsida; Poales; Poaceae. Bases 1 to 1113 code for a protein of 370 amino acids. The record is from RefSeq and is a predicted model, not a curated record.
AUGCUUGAUAAACUUGACUUUCAUGUGAUGGUGUAUACGAGUCCCAUAAAAGCACUCAAAUUUCUUGAGGACCAUGAAGAUGAAGUUGAUUUCCUCUUGGUGGAGGUGCAGAUGAAAGAGAUGCAUGGGUUUCAGUUCCUUGACAUUUCAAGAGAUGUGCACAAAAAGCUUCAAGUCAUAAUGAUGUCUACGGAGACUACAUUUCCAAAAAUGCAGAGAUGUAUUGAGCUUGGCGCGCGCUUUUUGGUGAAGAAGCCUCUUGAUACUAAUACCAUAAAUAACUUAUGGCAGCACCUCGACCUAAAAUUUCCACGGAUGGAAAAGAUCAAGGAUUUAUUCAAAGGUAUUGAAGAAGGAAAAGCGCAUGAUGUAAAUUGCUCCAGUAAAGAAGAACUAGAAAAAAUUGUGAACAAAUGUGGAAAAGGUACUAAACAGAAGACAGUUCAUCUCAUGUGGACUCCAUUUCUGCAGAGCAAGUUUCUACAAGCUCUUGAACUACUUGGGGAAGACGCUACUCCUAAAAAGAUAGAGAUGAUCAUGAACGUAAACUCCAUUGACCGCAAACAAAUUUCCGCUCACCUGCAGAAACAUCGAAAGCGGAUGGAGAAGGAACUACGUAAUGCAUUGGGUGCAAAGAAAUGUAGCGAGGGUGGUGCCUCAAGUUCAUCAGAACCUGCAGUAGUGAAGACUUGUGAAAUAGGCCCUAACUGUAAUCAUAACAUCCAGUCAGCAGAUAGAAAUGAUGAAGAGAAGUCCCAUGAUCAGACGGAAACCUUGGCUGAAGAAAUGCAAGGCAACAAGGUAUAUGUAGCAAUGCAAAAAGCAUUGCAGCUCGGGACCGUGUUUGACGAACUGCAGCUUUCCAAUGAUCCAUCUGGUGAUGAAGCAAAGAAAGGUGAAGAAGACAUGAUGGGAGACGGCGAUGCUCGAGAUGACGGUACGACAUUUGAAGUUGGCGAAGCAAAAGUAGUCUCUAAAAUCCAAGAUUUCGACGAUGCAAAAGAGGUCACCAACAGGGGUGAUUCUGACACGGUUUCUGGUAGUGUUGAUCAGGCAGGGGUUGUGAACCUUGUGAACUAUUCAGACUCCGAGGAUGACGAAGAUAACGCAUAG